GAAAAAAACUUUUCAUUCUCCGAGUUCCCGUUAUUAGUUCCGCUAAUAAGAUGGCACGCGGCCACCAUCUGUCCGCAAAAUUAUCAUUCUCUAAACGAAUGGAGAAUGCACGGACAGCUACCAGGUGUUAAAACGCCAUUAGCUUAGCCGCUCGUGGCUCAUGUCGUCCCAGCUUAACUUCCGCAGGCCCACCUUAGCGACGGCAACCACUCACCGAAACCAACCAGCUCCAAGACCUAGGAUUCUAAUUUCGUCCCUUCUAAUUGCCAGAAUUCCCCCUCCAUCAUUCUCAAAAUCACGUCUCUAUGUCGUUCAAUUACCUAUACCAAAAGCCUGAACCCAGGGUAAUAAAACGCUGCAUCCAUCCAGUGGCAUCGCCGUAAUUAAUCUACAUUAAACCUGCAUAUUCGAAGCCAUUCUUCAAUACAAAUUCAGGAAUCGGGAUGUAAUGUUCUCACUGCCGGAACUUGCCUAAAACCGAUGGACUUCUUUCAGUCACUUCUAUCGCUCUUCCUACUUUUCUCCUCCGCCGCCAUCGCAGCUAACGGCAAUCACCAAUCAACGUACAUCGUCCACGUGUCACCAUCCCUCCGGCCAUCUACAACCCCGUCGCCGGUCCACUGGUACUCCUCCACUCUCCAGUCCCUCCCUCUCCACCCACCCCCCGAGAUCCUCUACAUCUACGACCGCGUGGCUGCUGGCUUCUCCGCCCCCCCCCAAGCCGCCGCCCUCCGCCGCCUUCCACACAUCCUCUCAGUUGUGCCCGACCGUCCCCGCUCACUCCACACCACCCACUCCCCCUCUUUUCUCAACCUCUCCCCAUUCGCCGGCAUCUGGCCCCUCUCCUCCUACGCCUCCUCAGUCGUCAUAGCAGUCCUUGACACCGGUAUCACCCCUUCCUCUGCUUCUUUCCUCGCAGAUCCCUCCUUCCCAUCUCCCCCCUCCGCCUUCCACUCCUCCUGCGCCUUCCCAAAUUCCUCCCUCUGCAACAACAAGCUCAUCUCCGCUAAAUUCUUCUGCAAGGGCUAUGAGGCAGCUCUCGGUCACCCCAUGGAUGAGACCAUCGAGUCCAGAUCGCCGUUAGACACUGAAGGCCACGGAACCCAUACCGCUUCCACCGCCGCCGGCGCAGCAGUCGCCGGCGCCAGCUUGUUUGGCUACGCCCGUGGAGAAGCUCGAGGGAUCGCUACCAACGCCCGCAUCGCGGCGUACAAGAUUUGCUGGGCCCCUGGCUGCUUCGAUUCCGACAUCCUCGCUGCUAUGGACGCCGCAGUCGCAGAUGGCGCCAACGUCAUAUCGCUGUCCGUCGGUGCAAACGGCUAUUCACCGCCUUAUUACCGCGACUCUAUCGCGAUUGGUGCUUUUGGCGCCGCCCGGCAUGGCGUGGUAGUGUCCUGUUCAACAGGCAACUCUGGUCCUUAUGCCUACACGGCCGUCAACAUCGCGCCGUGGAUUAUAACCGUUGGGGCUUCCACACUCGAUCGCGAAUUUCCUGCCGAUGUUGUCCUCGGUGAUGGGACGCUUUAUAAAGGCGUCUCCCUCUACUCCGGCGUCUCCCUCUACUCCGGUGACAAAAGCAUCAUUGCCGCAGGUUUACCUCUUGUAUACGCUGGCGACUGCGGGUCUCGGCUAUGCAUUUCCGGCCAUCUGGAUGCAUCAAAAGUGGCUGGCAAGAUCGUACUUUGCGACCGCGGUAACAAUGCGCGGGUAGAAAAGGGCGGAGCUGUUAAGAUCGCGGGAGGAGCUGGCAUGAUCUUAGCUAAUACGGAAGACUACGGCGAUGAACUUACAGCAGAUUGUCAUCUCAUUCCCGCGACCAUGGUUGGGGCUUUAGCCGGGGACAAGAUCCGCGCUUACAUAAGCACUUCGUCUUCUCCAACGGCUGCCAUUGUUUUCCGUGGAACCGUCAUUAGCAGCCACCCUCCGGCACCAAAGGUGGCAGCUUUCUCAAGCCGGGGCCCCAAUUACCGCACGCCGGAGAUUCUAAAGCCCGACGUGAUAGCACCCGGCAUCAAUAUACUAGCGGCGUGGACCGACAUGGCGAGUCCGACGAAUCUUGACAUUGACACGAGGAGAGUCGCUUACAAUAUCAUCUCCGGGACCUCCAUGUCCUGCCCGCACGUCUCCGGCAUCGCAGCGCUUCUCCACGGCGCCCAUCCAGAUUGGAGCCCUGCGGCCAUUAAAUCCGCUCUCAUCACCACAGCUUACAACCUCGAUAACUCCGGCGAGACUAUCAAGGAUCUCUCCACUGAAGAGGAUUCAACGCCGUUUGUUCGCGGCGCCGGCCAUGUGGAUCCGAACAAAGCACUGGACCCUGGCUUGGUCUACGACGCCGGCUUUGAAGAUUAUAUCGCCUUCCUCUGCUCCAUUGGUUACAGCCCGAAUCAGAUUGCGGUGUUCACAAGGGAUGAAACCAGAGUGGAUUGCUCCUCGAAGGCCUUAUCCAAUCCUGGAUCACUCAACUACCCGUCGUUUUCUGUUGUGUUCUUGAAUAUCAAAGAUGUGGUUACUUACAGGAGGACGGUGAGGAACGUUGGCUUAGGACAUUCUGGUUCUGUAAAAUAUAAGGUGGAGAUUGCGAGCCCGUUGGGGGUGAGUGUGACGGUGACGCCGGAUGAGCUGGUCUUUGAUCUUUUGAACUCGAGCUUGUCUUAUGAGAUAAAGUUUGCGUCCAUGGCUGGAUCUGAGGCGGAGGGUUCUAAUCAGUUUGGUUGGAUUUCUUGGAAUGAUGGAGUUCAUAAGGUGAGGAGCCCCAUAGCUGUUACGUGGCGCCGUAGCUAUGUCUCAUCUGAGUAAGAUUUGUAAUAUCAGCAAUCAAAGUGGAAAAUUUAUUAGGUGACGUGGGUGUAAAUCUAACACUCCAUAUUCUUAAGCAUAGAUUAUGGCUGCCAGUAUUAUGUUUAGUUCUUGUGUCUCCUACGGUGUUUUAGUGUUGUUGUACAAGAAUGGACAAAAGGGAAAAUGAGUUGGAUGUAAAUGGAUUGUUUCUUCUGUCUUCAUCAAGCUCCUCUCUUCCCGCCUUCUAUGGAUCUCGCUAUGGCCUCCUUCCCAGACAAGCGUCCCAUAGGUUAGGGCCUGCACAUAAGGAGUGUUAUUUAUAUCUUUUUAAAAUGACAUUUUUAGUCCUGUGUAUUUACUCUUUUGCCAUUAAUAAUGCCUAUAUAUAUGCGCACUUAUGUAUUUGUAAAUGUAAUGGGAAAAUACAGAUAACGAAAUAUAGCACCACUCAUCUUUCUUCAGGCUUCCUUC
Molecule: messenger RNA, 3249 nt
Organism: Phalaenopsis equestris
Lineage: Eukaryota; Viridiplantae; Streptophyta; Magnoliopsida; Asparagales; Orchidaceae
Product: subtilisin-like protease SBT1.4
Biological process (GO): proteolysis
Molecular function (GO): serine-type endopeptidase activity
Source: RefSeq, a predicted model, not a curated record